AAAGUCUGGGUUCAGGGAUGGGAUGGGGUGGUGCAGGGGGAAUGGAGUGCAGCAGGGAUAAUGAGGAAGAAGGGAAUAGAAUUGGAAGAGAUGUAGUGGGAAUGAUAGAGAGAGACAGGGAGGGAGGGCUGGAGUAGGGAGAACAGAGGGGAAGGAGACAGAGAGACAGAGGGAUUGAGAGUAGUAGCUGCAGCAGCAGAGAACAAACACACGCACACACACCUGCAGCACUGGGGCAGCGACAGCAGCAACAGCAACAAGAGCAACAGCAGCAACAGUAGAAGGAAAAGGAGUAAUAAGGGGCCGGCUCCCAGCAGGGGAGGGAAAUUGGAAGCACUCAGAGAGCAUCACAUACACUCACAUACAUACACAGAGCGAUCUGCAGACAGCAAGGACAUCCGCAGACCCUGCAGCAGCAUCAGCAUCAUGUUGUCCCCUACCCCCAUACAGCUGAGCCUGGGAUAGCACUCAACUUCCCUAGCACAGCACCCCCACCGGCACUGGGACAAGUGGGUGCUGCACCCUCAGGGGCCUGGUCUGUGGCACAUGGUGCGAGAGUAAUAGUAAGAGGAACAAGUCUUGCCCACCAGUAUCUUCGGAGGUUUCACAGCAGUCUAUGCCCAUAGAAAUCCCUACACCUUUCAGUGGAUGUAUAAAACCUACUAUGACUUGCAUGUGAUGGUCUUCCUUCCACCCAAGGUAAUAUAAAUCCUUGCCCUUCCCCAGCUCGUGUCUAAAAAGUUGGUAGGAUUUAGCACACAAGAAGAGAAGAGAGCUGGAUAUUGGUUGGAAAUAUUGAAGGCAUGAAAGAAUUGUGACUCACUAAAGACAUCGGACAUGAGUGGCAGUGAGUAGCCAUGAGAGCCUUCCAAAAUCAGUCCUGUCUUUUUAAAUAAUGGAGCCCAUGGCACACGCUUGGGACAGACAAGUAUAUCCACUGAAAAAAACCUGCACGGAUAUUCCAGAAGCCCAGGAGAACCUGCAAUACGCACAGGAGGAGCACUGAAUAAAUUCCUCACUACUAGGACUAUGCAGACAACCUCAGGAUGGUGUCAGCCAAGGAGACAGAUAUGUACGACGCCAUCUUGGAAACCAAUGAUGGAUCUAGCUCCGAUGCUGGCUGGUACUUCCCAUACCCAUUGGGCUUCCAGGUUUCCCUCACAAGCUUCCUCAUGCUGGAGAUUGUACUGGGCUUUAGCAGCAACCUGACAGUACUCGUACUCUACUGCAUGCAAUCAAACCUGGUGGACUCUGUGAGCAACAUGGUCACGAUGAACCUACAUAUUCUGGACAUCAUCAUCUGUGUCAUCUGUGUUCCACUGACCAUCGUCAUCAUCCUUAUCCCACUUGAGCAAAAUAUAGCUCUGGUGUGCUGCUUCCAUGAGGCUUGUGUGACCUUCAGCAGCAUUGCAACAGCCAUAAAUGUCUUGGUAAUUAGUCUAGACAGAUAUGAUAUUUCUGUAAGACCAGCCAACCGGGUCCUUACCCCCAGGAGGAUGGUGCAGCUUUUGUCCUGUGUAUGGUUUGUUUCCCUUAUGGUUUUUUUCAUUCCAUUUUUUGAGGUUGAGUUUUUUGGAGACCCAGAUCACAUGGCCACAUGGCAAAACCGGACUUUGUUAUGUGUAAGUGUUAAUGAGUAUCACACCGAGCUGGGAAUGUACUACCACUUAGUUAUACAGAUUCCAAUCUUCUUUGCAGCUGUGGCUGUCAUGCUGGUCACUUAUUCUAAAAUACUCCAGGCCCUCAACAUAAAGAUUGGAAAUCACUUUAAGAGAAGUCAACGUCGGAAAACCAAGAAGAGAAAGAAGAGGAAGUCUUCAGACCAAAGCACAGUGGGGGAAACCAAGAGACUUGCCCCUCCGAAAGUUGCUCAAAACCCACCCAUGAGGGUUCAGGCUUCAGUUUCUGUCAUCAUUGCACUAAGAAGGGCUGUGAAAAGACACCGGGACCGCAGAGAACGUCAAAAGCGAGUCUUUCGGAUGUCUCUCAUCAUCAUCACUACCUUCUUGCUGUGUUGGGCACCUAUUUCCAUUGUCAACCUUCUCAUUCUUUGUCUGGGCCCCAGUGACCUCCUCGUGAAACUCCGUAUAUGUUUUAUCACCAUGGCCUACGGUACGACUAUUUUCCACCCUCUGGUGUAUGCGUUCACCCGGCAAAAGUUCCGUAAUGUUCUGAAAAAUAAAAUGAAGAAAAGAGUGGUCUCGGUUCUGCAGGUAGACCCUGCUCCUGGUGGUACUGUUAUACACAAUUCCUGGAUUGAACCCAAGAAAGGAAGGAAGUCAAAGUUAGAAUGCAGCGAUGGGACAGACAGAUGCCUUACAGAUGCAGUAAAGGAAUAAUGAUCAGGGCUGACCAGUUAUAGCCACACAGUAGAGCUGAGCCAUAGCUCUAGAUAAUAGUGCACAAUUUUUUUUCAAAUUUUAACUAUUUUAUCUCAACAAUGGUUAUGGUGCACUGCCAUAUUACCUCUGUGGCCUCGCUUGGGCCUAUCCUGUUUAGGAUGAUAAAAUCCAGGUGAUAAAGCUUGCCCGCUCUACAGACUCGAACCCAAUGAGUUCCAUUGUUCUUUGUAUGGCUUUCCUUGGUUUGAAGGGUCACUUGUUAACAAGAAGAAUGCCAUGACGUCUCAAGGAUGUAUACAAGAAAACAAACCUUUUCAAAACCUUUUCAAAAAGCAAAGGAAAUGCAAGGGGAGUAGAAAAUUCAACAGACAGAUUACAAAACUUGUAUUUUUUAUAUAAAUUCUAUGUAAUCAUUUUUUUUUUCUUUCCUUACUGCAGCUAUUGUUAUAUAGUCGGACUGUGAAAAAUAGAAUUUUUAUUUGUUAAAAUAUAUAUAUUAGGGUGUGAUUUCAGAUUUCCAGCUUGGCUUCUAUUUUGGUGCCAAAGAGUAUUAAUCUCUUGGCUCCAAAUCAUUAGGUCUACGUGGUAUAGAUGGGUGCGCAGCCUGCUACUUUAAAGCUGUUGCUGAACUACAGCCAUAACUAAUGGUAGUUCAACAAAAGCCAAAGGGCUGUUAGGUGGGUCACUUCGGAAACUGUAAAUUUGUUUUUUGCAGAUUAUUUAAUGUAUUCUUCCGCUUUAUGAAAAGAGAAAACAGAAAAAAAAAUCAUAUAUCUCUUAUUCAGACACUGGAAAGCAGUUGAAUGCUGCUGCUGCCUCCAUAUGCCCAUUCAUCAUGCAGGGUUUUCCUGACUGUGUACCAUGAAUAAAACUAACAACUGACCAUUUAUGUAUGAUUCAUGCAUCUAGGCUUAGGCGUCAACAGUUGUCGUUUCACUCAAGCACAAGGGGACAUAAAGUAUGGCAAUAUUGAGUCACAAUGACAAACCCAGGGCAAAGUCAAUGCAAACCAUCUUCAUGAUUGUUUAGCAAACAAGCUCCUUAGUCCAGCCUACCUUGCCAUCCUGUCGAAGCCAGAUCAAAACACCCAAAGUAGAUAUUUUAGCUGGUGUAAAUAGGGGUUUCUGGGUGUGGUGACGACAGCCAAUGUAACUUUCCAUGCUGUACAAAUUAGAUUGUGAAAUAGAAACGUGUCCAGCCAUUUUUGUUUCAGUGGUGAUGGCCUUGCCGACUAGCUAGAACAUAGGACAUUUUUCAAAAAAGACUUUGCAGUUUAACAUAUUUUCUAUUUUUUAGCUAAUAUAUUUGUAUAUCCCCUCUGUUGUGUGCCAGGGAAUACAUCAGCUCCAUGCAGAUGCAGGAGAAGGUAACCUUCAUUUACAUUUAUUAGAAUAAUGGUCCAAAUUCAUGGACAACGUUGUGAAAGCCUUUCAUUUAUAGAGGCAGGAGAUGUUUAGCAGGAAAAUCAGAAGACAAGCUCUUCAGUGAGAUGUUUCGCUAAAGAAAUCAUGGAGCCAAACCAAUUUAAAACGAGUUCAAAGCACAUGGAAACUCAAUAACGUGUCCCUUCUUGAAGGCAUCCACAAAGAACAGUUUGGUCUGCUACGUGUAUGUUUUUGUCACUUGAGUUCCAUACUAACUUUAUAUUACCCAGGUCCACAGGAAUGCUCAGGGCUAUUCAUUAAAUCCCAAAAUAAUUGGGUGUGGAGCUCAUAAGGAGGGUAGAUAUUGACCAUGGGGAAAUCGUAGUAGAUGAAUUCAGCAAGAACAUUAAAAUAGCACUUGACAGAGGGAAUCUGACUAUAUUUUAAAACAGAUAUAAAAUUGUAAAAUAUUGUAAGGCCCCAAGGUUAAUGGGUACACUGGGAAAAUAUUAUAGGACAACGGACUCCAUUUACAGGUAUGGGACCUGUUAUCCAGUCUUCUGGAAAAUCAUGUAAAGAUGAAAUAAACCCAUUAGGCUGGUUUUGCUUCCAAUAAGGAUUAAUUACAUCUUUCACUGUAAAUCAAAAUGUUGCGGCACACUUCCAGGGCCCAAUAAUCGUUUCCGUUUUCCACUUAAAAAAUCGCCUUUAUUCGUUACAUCAAUAAAAGAAUGGACAACAUCAGCUCAAGGUCUAAUUACAUCUUUGUCUCAAUCAAGUACAAGGACCUGUUUUAUUAGUACAGAGAAAAAAGGCAAAUCAUUUUUAAAAAUUUGGAUUAUUUGGAUAAAAUGGAGUCGGCCUUUCCAUAAUUCAGAGCUUUCUAGAUAAUGGGUCUCUGGAUAAUGGAUCCCAUACCUGUACAAUGAAUAAGGGAAAACAUAUCAAACAGACAAGAGAAUAACCCCUUAUAAACCAGUUGUUAAAGGUCCAGCCCACUUACUGCCCCCAAUUUAUUAGUGAAUUAAUUGUUUCCACACGUUAAGUCUAGAUGCUGAUGUACAGUAUCUUGGGGGUGGGGGAAGUAUUUGGGACUGUAUUAAAAUUACCUUUUUUCCCUUUUUAAUUGCUGUAUUUUCCUAUCCCAUUUAAAUAUUCAUGCAUAAUAAUGGGGAACUUUUAUUGUUACCAAAUUAUAAAAAAAGAUAUAUAUAUAUAAUAUAUAUUAAAAAAAGUCUCAGCUCUUCCAUCAAGUUUACCUGUUUUUAAAGGGAAUUUAAACCCUCGAAACAAAUUAAUAUAACAUGGCUCUUCUGAGCACUUUUGCAAAAUACAUUAUUCUACUUUUAGCUUUCAAGAUAUUAGCAGUUUUUAGACAUUCAGUAUAAUUAAUUUGAAACAGUACCACCUGCUGUUCGGCACAGCCAUCUGUUUGGCAGAAAAUGAAGCUAGUGAGCAGGGAAAAGUCUGAUGUUUCUCUGAUUAGUUCUAAAGAGCGCAAAAUCACAAGACUUUCCUUUCUCAUAAAAGUAAUUUUCCGCCGACUUCCGAAAUGAACAGCAGGUGUCACUGUUGUUCCAAAUACAUUAUAUUAGCAGUGUAUAGCUUAAAAACUAUAAAUAGUAGUAAAUAGUAAAUAGUUUGAAAAAGUGCACUGAGCAAUUUUACAUUCAUUUGUUUCAAGGGUUCACAUUUCUUUUAAAAUACUCGGACUCACACAAGUGAAAUACCUGCGAGUUGGAAACCACUGCAGAACCUACAUACAAUGCCAUAUAUUCUAGGUUCUACAAAGUUCUGUAGUUGUUUAAAGAGAUAGCUGUGCUAUUAUUAUUAUUAUAACAUGUCCUUUUAUGAAAGAGAAUUUCUUAAUGUGAUGGUUCACCCCUCCCAAACCAAAAAUAAAGAUCAGCCCUUAAGUUGCUCUUUUCUGUACAUAAAAUAGUAAAUAUUAAUUAUGAAAAAAGGAGGCAGAGUGGGGGGGGGCUUUUAAAAGAAAUACAUUUUGCCUCCAAAAAUUUAGGGUACAGUGAUCCCGGCUCUUACAGGUUGGCUAUUGUACCCCCUACCCACUAAUGCCAGCUCCUCAACAGACUGUAUUUUAGUGCUGAAAUAGUCACAGUACCUUUAUUUUUUAUAUAAGAGAUUAAAUCUGACAUUCUGAUGAAUACUUUUCUUUUGUUGAAUCAUAAAUAAAGAGAUAAAUACCA
Xenopus laevis (African clawed frog) is the source of this 5913-nucleotide messenger RNA. RefSeq names its product G protein-coupled receptor 22 like L homeolog (gene gpr22l.L). The record is from RefSeq and is a predicted model, not a curated record. Gene Ontology annotation, cellular component: plasma membrane; membrane. Gene Ontology annotation, biological process: G protein-coupled receptor signaling pathway; cellular response to hormone stimulus; signal transduction. NCBI's taxonomy places the organism in Eukaryota, Metazoa, Chordata, Amphibia, Anura, Pipidae. Bases 1047 to 2339 code for a protein of 430 amino acids. Gene Ontology annotation, molecular function: G protein-coupled receptor activity; peptide binding. The transcript is spliced from 6 exons.